AUGAGUUUCGGGUUCAGCAUCGGUGACUUCCUUACAGUCAUUGAACUUGCCAACAAAAUCCGGAAAGAAUUCGCUGGUGCGCCAUCCCAAUUCAAGGCUAUUAAUGAUGAAGUCCGGAGCCUCUCGUUCGUACUGCAAGAUGUCGAAGUCGACUUGUCUGGCAAAGAACUCAGCGACAGCCAGAAGGCCGAACUGCAAGCAAUCGCAGAUAGCUGCCGCUGCGUCCUAGAUGAGAUUUACGAGGAAAUCAACAUCUACAGGGUGCUGGAAUCUGACCACACCACCGGCCUGCGUAAAGUUGUACGGGUGUGGAAACGAUUGAAAUGGGAGCCAGAGGAUAUUCAAGACCUCCGGACCCGCAUCAGCAGUAACAUUAGUCUCCUCAAUGCCUUCAAUGGACGCAUUACCCGGGGUAAUGUCGCUGGGCUAUUACAGCGCCAGGAUGAUAGGGAGCGCCAGGAGAUUCUGGACUGGCUCUCUCCGAGAAACUAUACUGCGCAACAGAGUGAUUAUCUGAGUCGAAGCCAGCCUGGGACUGGGCAGUGGUUGAUAGACUCCAAUCACUUCAGGACAUGGCUUGAGAAGCCAGAACAGACAUUGUUCUGCCCCGGUAUCCCUGGAGCGGGCAAAACUACCCUUAUGUCCUUGGUCAUAGACGAACUUUACAAACGCUACGGAAAUGACAGAGAGAUCGGCAUUGUGUUUAUCUACUUCAAGUUCAAGGAUGAGUGGACCAUGGACCAGUUACUCUCUACCCUGUUGAAACAGUUGGUACAGAGACAACAAUCUAUACCAAAUGAUUUGAAAGACCUAUACGACGAUCACUAUAAACACGGGACACGGCCGCCGCCAGAGGAAAUAUCAAGAUGCUUACACACUAUCGCUAGCGCGUAUAAGAAGUUGUUUAUUGUCAUCGAUGCACUGGACGAAUGUCAAUCCGCUAUCGAGUCGCGCGACAGCAUUCUGCCCACUAUCUUCAAUCUUCAAGCCCAAUCUCAUGCAAGUCUCUUGGCCACUUCAAGACCCAUCCCAGAGGUCAGUGACCGGUUCAAGGGAAUGCCUACGCUAGAAAUAAGGGCGCGAAGCGAAGACGUACAGAGAUAUCUAAGGGACCACCUAGGGCGCCUUCCUAGGUUUGUUUCACGAGAUGCAGGACUUCAGAAUGAGAUCGUUACAGAAAUCACAGAAGCUGUGGAUGGAAUGUUUCUUCUAGCCCAACUUCAUCUCGACUCAUUGGUCGGAAAAAUGUCGCCUAGGGCUCUCCGAAACGCCCUGAAACAACUUCCCACAGGAACCAAUGCUGUUAGCUCGGCAUAUAGGAAUGCGAUGAGCCGGAUCGAAGGACAGGUGACCGACCAGGUUGAAUUGGCUAAACAAGUCCUGUCAUGGGUUGUAUGUGCGAAACAACAGUUGACUGUAUUGCAGCUCCAACAUGCUCUUGCCGUCGAAAUCGGCGAAUCGUACCUCGAUCAGGACAAUUUUCCCGAAGUCGAGGAUAUGAUCUCUGUAUGUGCAGGCCUGGUCACCACUGAUACGCGAGGCGGCAUCGUUCGACUAGUACACCACACCGCGCAAACAUACUUUGAGCAAACCUGGAUGGAUUGGUUCCCUGACGCCCAUAGUAAAAUAGCCGCAACCUGCAUCACGUACCUCUCAUUUGAUAUCUACAAAACUGAGUUCCAACAAACCCUAAGUAUGGAGCAACUUUUUGGAUUCUCCCGCGUUGCACUUAUGGGAGAUUUCGAGGCAUUUCUAAAACAGUAUCCGCUCUACACCUAUUCAGCUCGAUACUGGGCAACGCAUUGCUAUAUAGAGCAAGGAAGCCAUGAACUGGUCCUGAGCCUUCUGCGAGAUGAGACAAAAUCCGCUGCAUGCGGCCAAGCGUUGGCAAUCAGAGAGGAAGAGUUCUGGUGCACAUCCUCUGCUCCUCUGCAUAUAACGGGGUCUCACCUGGCGGUAUACUUCGGUUUGGAAGAUGUCUUGCAGGGCUUGAUUGAAACUAGCAGCCAAGCAAACACUGCAGACGCCAAUGGUGAAACUCCAUUGUCAUGGGCAAUAAGAAGGGGCAAUGAGCUUUGUGCCAAGCUCCUUUUAGAGAAGGGUGCAGACCCAAAUACUAGGGAUAAACACGAUCGGACGCCGCUGUCACGGGCCGCAGGGCAAGGAUGUAAGGCCAUGGUUAAGCUUCUUCUCGACAACUGUGCUGAUCCAAGCAUUGUGGAUCGCGACGGUAAGUCGUCACUAUCUUGGGCCGCAGCGGAAGGCCAUGACGAAGUGGUCAGACUUCACCUAGAGAAGAACGUCAACCUGGAGUCGAAGGAUAAAGAUGGUCAAACACCUCUAUCUUGGGCGGCAAAGAAUGGCUACUCGGCAGUAGUCGAUCUCCUUUUGAAAAAAGGUGCUGACCCAUUUGUAAAGGACAAUAAAGGGGGAACUCCUAUCUCCUGGGCAUUUGACAGUCGGGAUACGCCGACAGUCAGACUCCUCCUGUCUCCUUUGAGUAUUUUUGUCAGCCGUGAUGGGGGCGCCGGAGACUCAUUGAUCCUGAGACCUGGCACAGAUAUCUAUGCCCUUAAAGAUGCUUUAGUGGGUCUGGGAGUGGGCAUGAAACAAGUGAAGUUCACACAGCUUACAGAGAGGCUGUACAGGGCUCCUGUGGGAGGGGAAUGGCUAUAUAUUAAGUUGGACAGAUAG
Aspergillus nomiae NRRL 13137 is the source of this 2694-nucleotide messenger RNA. RefSeq lists its product as uncharacterized. The record is from RefSeq and is a predicted model, not a curated record. The transcript is spliced from 3 exons. Gene Ontology annotation, molecular function: protein binding. Bases 1 to 2694 code for a protein of 897 amino acids. Lineage: Eukaryota; Fungi; Ascomycota; Eurotiomycetes; Eurotiales; Aspergillaceae.